AAGCUCUUACUAAUAACUAAAAUGAUUAAACCGGGGCUGUUGUGUUUUGAACACAUCCUGAAAUGACAGGACUCGCUGGAAGAGACAAUAAGGAUAGGAAAAGUUGAAGGCAGCAGGGAAAGAGGAAGGCCAAAUGUGAGAUGGUCUGACUCCCUCAAGGAGACCCACGCCUUCAGCUUGCAAGAGGUGGCCAGGAAGGGUUCAAAGCAUUCUUCCCAAUGGAGUUUCCGGACCUGGGUCAACACUGCUCCGAAAAGACCUGCAAGCGGUUGGAUUUUCUUCCCCUGAAAUGCGAUGCCUGUGGAGAGGUCUUCUGCAAAGACCACAUUGCGUAUCGCCGGCAUGAGUGUGCUUUUGCGUACAAGAAGGACAUCCAGGUCCCUGUCUGCCCCUUGUGUCACACCCCCAUCCCAGUGAAGAAAGGGGAGCUGCCGGAUGCUGCUGUGGGUGCCCACAUGGACAGGGAUUGUAAGCGGGACUCUGCCCACCAGAAACAAAAGAUCUUCUCGAACAAGUGCUUCAAACCGGGCUGCAAAGCGAGAGAGAUGAUGAAGCUGGUUUGUGACCAGUGCCAGAGGAAUUUCUGUGUCCGGCAUCGGCACCCCCUGGAUCACGCCUGCGAAGGAGAAGGACGCCCCAUUUCCAAAGCUGGAUACGCUGCUCUAAUGAGAUCCCUCGAAGCCCAGAAGAUAACUCAGGACUAUCAAUUUCUGCAAAACAGGUGCAAGGCGAAAUGCUGAUGGCCUGCAAACCCAAUUCCAAAACCAUCUCGACCCUGUUGAUGGCUGUCAGUUUUUAAAACUUUUUACACUUUUUUCCUAUGGAGCUUUUCUAUUUAAUUCUUCUCUGCAAUAAACAGACUUGUUUGCAACAAA
Messenger RNA from Pogona vitticeps (central bearded dragon), 875 nucleotides. The record is from RefSeq and is a predicted model, not a curated record. NCBI's taxonomy places the organism in Eukaryota, Metazoa, Chordata, Lepidosauria, Squamata, Agamidae.